AUGGUAUCUGCAUCGGGUCCCGUCACGCAAAGACGCAGAUCGUCUUCCGAUCCGUCGAAACCACAUGAGCUCGAGCCAGGGAUUACUGAGAGUACUUUGGUGCACGAGUCCCUACAAAGUGGCAUUGCCCUGCUAAGAGUCACGAGGAAGAAGGUCCGUGAAAGAAUCUUCAUGCUUCACCUGGAUUCGGCUCUGGUGACGUGGGACACGAAGAGCACAAGUCGAUUCGCUAUCGACGAUAUCAAGGAAAUCAGGUGCGGCAGCGAUGCUCGGAAUUACCGUGAGCAGUUCAAGAUCAGUACGGAGCAUGAACCUCGCUGGAUGACGAUCAUCUACGCGCAAGACAGGAAGCUGAAGGCGCUGCACCUGAUUGCGCCCACAACGAAAACACAUGAGUUGUGGAGGUCCACCUUGGAGCGACUUUACCGCUACCGAGUAGAAAUGAUGGGUGGUUUGGGAUUGCUGGGCAGACAGAGUUUAACAUUGAUUACUCGCCAGUGGAGGGAAACUGAGAAGACCCAUGAUUCGCAUCUUACGUUCGAAGAAGUCGAACGGCUUUGUCGGAAAUUGCAUGUCAACACGAGUCGGGCUUAUCUGAAAGGGCAGUUCGAUGAAGCAGAUGAAAACACGACUGGUAAACUUUCUUUUGCGCAGUUCCAGCAAUUCGUCAAGCGUCUGAAAGAACGUCGGGAAGUAGUCAACCUCUUCCGCAAGCACGCAGCCAAUCAUGCCGCCAUGACUGUUGAUGAAUUUGUGAUGUUUUGCAUCGAUGUGCAGAAAAACACUCAAGGACCUGAUGAACUCUGCAAGGUUUACGCGAAGUAUUGUGACAAAUGUAACGACGAGCAGUUCGACGAACAGGAAGCCUCUUCUUGCGCAUUAACGGUUGAAGGCUUUACUCGUUUUCUGCACUCGCAUGACAAUCCCAUCUUGGUCAGCACGGUGCUGGAUAUGUCACGACCGCUAAACGACUACUUCAUCUCGUCUUCACACAAUACCUACCUCUUGGGUCGACAGGUGGCUGGUGAGAGUUCUGUCGAGGGCUACAUCCGAGUUUUGCAGAGAGGUUGCCGCUGUGUCGAAAUUGACUGCUGGGACGGGCCGGAUGGACCAGCGGUAUUUCAUGGGCGCACGUUCACGAGCAAGAUCAAGUUCGUGGAUGUCGUACAAACGAUCGCAAAAUAUGCGUUUUUGGUGACCCCAUUCCCUUUGAUCAUAUCGUUGGAAGUACACUGUAAUGCGGAACAACAACAGACCAUGGUUGAUUUACUACGGAGUAACCUUGGAGAAGCGCUUGUGACGGAACCUAUCCGCAACGACGAUGGCAAGCUCCCUUCGCCUAUGGAUUUGAAGCACCGGAUUCUUCUGAAGGUCAAGAACCACUCGAUCGAGGAUCCGGAUGACUCCUACUUUAUUGACUCUUCAUCAACCUCAACGACUGAUACGGCAGAAUCUGAUACGCUUGACAGCGAAGCAGCGAGACCUGUUCUGCCCUCCACGUCUAAGCCGUCACCGAAGCCGAAACACAGGGCGAAGAUUAUCAAACCGUUGGCCGACCUUGCAGUCUACUCAAAGGCCCUCAAAUAUCGGAACUUCUCUCUGCCUGAGUCGAAAACGUAUAAUCACAUCUUCUCGUUCUCUGAACGAACGUUCAAGCAAGUGAGCAAAGCUGUGCCUGCUCAGCUAAUGAAGCAUAAUUCGCGGUACCUCAUGCGAAUUUAUCCAUCGGCGUAUCGCAUCAGCUCGUCGAACUUUGAACCUACAAGGUUCUGGAGGAAAGGUGUACAGAUGGUUGCAUUGAACUGGCAGACAUAUGACCUUGGUCUGCAAAUGAACGACGCUAUGUUCGCAGCGGAUCGAACUGGGUAUACCGUCAAACCGCAGUACUUAUGGUCAUCUGAAAUUCAGAAAAGUGUACCUACUCCAUCUCGGACUGUGCUACUCAAGCUACAGGUUAUCUCUGCUCAGCAGUUGCCACGGCCGCGAGAUUCACGGGCUGACGUCGUCAUCAACCCAUGUGUUGAAGUUGAGGUCUUCGCCGACGAUAGUGCGACGGAACAGCUACAAACGCUGAAGAAGCGCACGCAUACGUUUCACAACAAUGGUUUCAAUCCUGUGUGGGAUGAGUCUUUCAGGUUUGAGCUGCCAGCAUGCAGAAACAAGGACCUUGUCUUUGUGAGGUUUUCGGUCUACAACGACGAUGGGCAUUCGAACGCAGGGACUUUGUUUGCGACAUAUUGCGUGAGACUCCGUGACUUAGGCCAAGGGUUUCGUCAUGUUCCCUUGUCGGACUUGCAGGGAGAGCAAUUCCUAUUCUCUACAUUAUUCAUCAAAGUGGGACAUUCUUCGCGUUCAUAA
Molecule: messenger RNA, 2358 nt
Organism: Saitoella complicata NRRL Y-17804
Lineage: Eukaryota; Fungi; Ascomycota; Saitoellomycetes; Saitoellales; Saitoellaceae
Product: PLC-like phosphodiesterase
Exons: 1
Coding region: 1-2358 (785 amino acids)
Biological process (GO): phosphatidylinositol-mediated signaling; lipid metabolic process
Molecular function (GO): calcium ion binding; phosphatidylinositol-4,5-bisphosphate phospholipase C activity
Source: RefSeq, a predicted model, not a curated record